CUCAUCUUCCCUGAGGGCACGUGUAUUAACAACUCAGCCGUUAUGAUGUUCAAGAAGGGCUCCUUUGAAGUCGGAGGUCGUAUAUAUCCCGUCGCCAUCAAAUAUGACCCGAGAUUUGGUGACCCGUUCUGGAAUAGCAGCAAAAACGGUUACAUGUAUUACCUGUUGAUGAUGAUGACCAGUUGGGCCAUCGUUUGUCACGUCUAUUAUUUGCCACCAAUGGUCAAGAAUGAGAACGAAAGUGCUGUAGAUUUUGCGAAACGAGUGAAGGCCGAGAUCGCCAAACGGGGAGGACUUGUGGACCUGGAAUGGGACGGACAGCUCAAGAGAAUGCAAGUGAAGGCCGAGUGGAAGGAACAGCAACAACACGAAUACAGCAAACGUAUUAAGAUUGAGUGAAACACUGGUUGAGUGAAAGCUAUUUACAUACAAAUAUUUAUUUAUUCGUCGAUACAUUCCCAGCGAACUGACGAUUGAAUCGAUUAUAAAUUAUUGUUAAAUGAUUUUUUUAUUCUCAAUCUCUAAAUACUCUGAUUUUUUUACUCCUAGUCAUGACUUUGAUCUAUAAAAAUAUGUGACAUUUUUUUGGAAAACUAAUGACUUGAAUCUGUAUUAUUUAUUAAGUUUUUAGAAUAUUAACAGCAUUUAGAAUAAAUAUAGUUUUUAAUUUAAAAA
This is a messenger RNA of Medioppia subpectinata, 675 nucleotides long. The record is from the annotation of a GenBank genome assembly. NCBI's taxonomy places the organism in Eukaryota, Metazoa, Arthropoda, Arachnida, Sarcoptiformes, Oppiidae.